Penicillium soppii is the source of this 555-nucleotide messenger RNA. RefSeq names its product TspO/MBR family protein. The record is from RefSeq and is a predicted model, not a curated record. Gene Ontology annotation, cellular component: mitochondrial outer membrane. The coding region runs from base 1 to 555 and encodes 184 amino acids. The transcript has 2 exons. Lineage: Eukaryota; Fungi; Ascomycota; Eurotiomycetes; Eurotiales; Aspergillaceae.
AUGCCUUGGUCUCUCGCUCUCCCACAUGUCAUCCUCACCAAUCCUUAUCUGGCGGUUGCGACCCCAAUCACUGCAGGGACUGCAGUAGCUCUCCUGACCAAUCGGAAACAAAAUCGCGAAACCUACAAGCAGCUCCAGCAGCCGCCGUUCAGUCCUCCGGGAUGGCUCUUCGCACCCGCCUGGACCGUUCUCUACGGAUUGAUGGGUUACGCCUCGCACCACGCCGCUGCGCACGCGUCGCACUCGUUCUCUCUCGCGGUUCGCGAUGCCAAUUCCAACGCCCAGACCCUCUACACGACCCAGCUGGCUUUGAACUUCCUCUGGAUGCCCCUCUUCUUCCGGCUGGGCCGACCGGCCGUGGCUUUGGGCGAUCUGACCCUAUUGGCGGGCACCGUGGGUGCGCUGAUGGUCAACUGGUGGUCGGCCGAUCGGACCGCUUUCUGGUGUCUGGUUCCCUAUGCUACAUGGCUGGGAUACGCUGCGUAUCUUAAUGCCGGGUGUGGGAUCCUCAAUGGAUGGAGGAUUCCUACUGGCGAAAAGGAGCGGUCAGAGUGA